Molecule: messenger RNA, 273 nt
Organism: Knipowitschia caucasica
Lineage: Eukaryota; Metazoa; Chordata; Actinopteri; Gobiiformes; Gobiidae
Source: the annotation of a GenBank genome assembly
AUGGACCACGCCUUGUUCUACGCCAGCUCCAUUCUUGCGCACCGCCCCUUUAAGACAUGUCUGUGUCAGUCUGUGGACGAGGUAGCAGCAGGCACAGCGGGGGGUCCAUCCCUGCUGCGCCUCCUCUGCUGCGACACCGGCUCCGUGCUACACUCAGUGGUUUGUGAUAGGCCGACCACUGGCUUUUCUGACAUGAGCUCAACAUCCGCCGCCGAAGCUCAUUUGUUUGUCCAGAUGGAUCCCUGCGGAGAUCCAGAGGGAAAGCUCGUCUAA